AUGCCGCAUACACUGGCGAUUCCGGGAAUCUUGAAAUGGGAGGGGGCAGUUUGGGGUCGGAUUCGUGCUGAUUGCAAGGAUCUGCAUAAAAAUGGUCAUACUAAUUCCGGUGUAUACGAGAUUUACCCUGAUGGUACCAACACCAGUCCUAUCAGAGUGUUCUGUGACAUGGACACAAAAGGAGGCGGGUGGACGGUAAUCCAAAAACGAGUGGAUGGAUCCCAGAGCUUUGACAAGGACUGGGAGGCGUAUAAGAAUGGUUUCGGUACACUGGAUCGGGAUGUUUGGAUAGGAAAUGACAUAAUUCAUCAGUUAACAAAGGGAAAUCACUCGUCCCUUUAUGUCUCCAUCACUCCCCAGGAUGGUACAAGUCUGUACGAGUUGUACGACAAGUUCGCCAUUUCUGACGAAACAGAGAAGUAUAAACUGUUUCUGGAGGGACCCGCAACGGGAACAUUAGGUGACAGUAUGUUGAACACUGGGUAUAGAUCACGUGACCUGUCUGGGAUGUAUUUCUCUACUCCCGACAGAGAUAACGAUCAGUGGAUCGGAAGCUGUGCUGCUUACUUUGACUGCAGAGGAGGCUGGUGGUUCAACAGCUGUUACCUCGCAUUCCUGAACGGUCCCUGGUCUUCAAAUAGGUGGGAUUGGCCUUGGUAUCCAACAAUUACAUCAGGAACAUCUGUCAAGGAGACACUAAUGAUGAUAAGACGUCAUUAG
Saccostrea cuccullata (small rock oyster) is the source of this 720-nucleotide messenger RNA. RefSeq names its product fibroleukin-like. Bases 1 to 720 code for a protein of 239 amino acids. NCBI's taxonomy places the organism in Eukaryota, Metazoa, Mollusca, Bivalvia, Ostreida, Ostreidae. The record is from RefSeq and is a predicted model, not a curated record. The transcript has 5 exons.